Ictalurus punctatus (channel catfish) is the source of this 2387-nucleotide messenger RNA. It is a transcript of the gene btbd9, whose product is annotated as BTB (POZ) domain containing 9. The coding region runs from base 222 to 2039 and encodes 605 amino acids. Gene Ontology annotation, biological process: modulation of chemical synaptic transmission; adult locomotory behavior; circadian behavior. The record is from RefSeq and is a predicted model, not a curated record. Lineage: Eukaryota; Metazoa; Chordata; Actinopteri; Siluriformes; Ictaluridae. The transcript is spliced from 11 exons. Gene Ontology annotation, molecular function: protein binding.
AUAAACAGUACAAGAAGAAGAAGAAGAAGGAAAAAGAAGAAACAGCAGCAGCGACCUUUCUCUGAAAACAUCCUGUUCGGCGCAGCAAAAUAUUGUAUAAUGAACCUGUUCUUCAUGAGAGCUAGCAUUUGAUCAUCUGUAUUGAAAAUUUGUGAUUCUCACACAGCUGUUGUUAAACAAAGCACUGAGUUUGGUUUCCUGUUUGAUGUAAAGUGGCAGCCAUGAGCGACAGUCACCCUCUGCGCCCGCUGGGCUCGGCAGCUGAGGUUGACCACAUGCACCUUCUCUCCGAGCAGCUGGCAGCGUUGGUGCCCGCCGAGGAAUACAGCGACGUCACGUUUCUGGUGGAGGAGAAGCGGUUUCCUGCUCACAGAGUCAUCCUGGCUGCUCGCUGUCAGUACUUCAGAGCUCUGCUGUACGGUGGGAUGCGGGAGUCUCAGCCGCAAGCCGAGGUCCGUUUGCAGGACACUCGAGCGGAAGCGUUCUCCAUGCUCCUGCGCUAUCUGUACACAGGCAGAGCCAACCUGAGCGAAGCCAAAGAGGAAACGCUGCUGGACUUCCUGGGCUUGGCGCACCGCUAUGGUCUCCAGCCACUAGAGGCCUCCACCUGUGACUAUCUGCGCACGCUGCUCAACGCACAGAACGUAAGUUUGAUCUUCGACGUGGCCAGUCUGUACCACCUGAGCAGCCUGGCCGAGGCAUGCUGUUCCUACAUGGACCGGCACGCUGUGGAGGUGCUCAAGUCCGACGGCUUUCUCGCACUCUCCAAGUCGGCCCUGCUGACCGUAGUGCAGAGAGACUCGUUCGCAGCGAGUGAGAGAGAGAUCUUCCAGGCCCUGUGUCGCUGGUGCAAACAGAACAGCGAGGACCCCGGUGCACGCGAGGUGAUGUCAGCCGUGCGGCUGCCCCUGAUGAGCCUGUCCGAAAUGCUCAACGUGGUCCGACCCUCCGGCCUGCUGAGUGCCGACGAGCUGCUCGACGCCAUCCAGACCCGCUCGGAGAGGAGGGACAUGGAGCUGAACUACCGCGGCAUGCUCAUCCCAGAAGAGAACAUAGCCACUAUGAAGCACGGAGCCGUGGUAGUGAAGGGCGAGCUGAAGUCGGCUCUGCUGGACGGAGACACUCAGAACUACGACCUGGACCACGGCUUCACCAGACACCCGAUAGAGGACGAUGGACGCAGCGCAGGGAUCCAGAUCCGCCUGGGCCAGCCAUCCAUCAUCAACCACAUGCGCCUGUUGCUCUGGGAUAAAGACAGCAGAUCCUACUCUUACUACAUUGAGGUGUCUAUGGACGAGCUGGACUGGGUGCGAGUGGUGGAUCACUCCAAGUUCCUGUGUCGCUCCUGGCAGAACCUCUAUUUCCAAGCCCGUGUCUGCAGGUUUAUCCGUGUUGUUGGUACACACAACACCGUCAACAAGGUCUUCCAUUUGGUGGCUCUGGAAUGUAUGUACACACAGCAUCCUUUCAUCCUGGAGAAUGGCCUUCUGGUCCCCAGUGAGAAUGUAGCAACAGUGCAGGCGUGUGCGAGCGUGGUGGAAGGCGUGAGCCGCUGUCGAAAUGCCCUGUUAAACGGAGACACAAACCACUACGACUGGGACUCGGGAUACACCUGCCACCAGCUGGGCUCCGGAGCCAUCGUCAUCCAGCUCGCCCAGCCUUACCUGCUGGGCUCCUUGAGGUUGUUGUUGUGGGAUUGUGAUGAGCGAAGUUACAGUUAUUAUGUGGAGGUCUCCACUAAUCAGCAGCACUGGGUCCGAGUGGUGGAUCGCACUCGAGUGGCGUGCAGGUCAUGGCAGACGCUGCUGUUUGAGAGACAGCCAGCUUCCUUCAUUCGCAUUGUGGGGACGCACAACACAGCUAAUGAGGUGUUUCACUGUGUGCACUUUGAAUGCCCGGCUCAGCUUGACACCGAGGUCAAAGAGGGCACUCCAGGCUUGGAGCCCCCAAACAAAGACCACAGUACCCAGCAUGCUCAGCACUCCCAGCUCCAGGGCCUCACCGCUGAGAGAUCCACCACUUCCUCCUUGCACACAUAGGAAUGUGAAUCUUGCAGUGUUUGCUCAAACGUAUGCAUAUGACAAAACACAUCAGGCGCUUCUGUCAUAGGUUUGUGUCCCAGCAUUACGUGCUGCUAAUAGUAUAUAAACAAAAAUAUAUUUAUAAUAAAAUUCCUUAGUUAUCGUUAUGGGGUUGAUGAUAUUUAUGAAGACAUUGCUGUAUAUGGGCACUUAGUUUGUUCUAUUCCAACUACUACACAAUCUUUGGAGUCUUUUUACUGUGGAUAACUUCCUAGAAUGUUUUCAUCGCUUUUAACGGUGUAAUUCUUUUUUUUUUCCUGGAUGGAUGCAUGAUAUUAGAAGUGAAAAUAUAUAUAUAAAAAAUUA